Messenger RNA from Pocillopora verrucosa, 1445 nucleotides. Its product is annotated as galanin receptor 2a-like. Gene Ontology annotation, cellular component: membrane. Gene Ontology annotation, biological process: G protein-coupled receptor signaling pathway. Gene Ontology annotation, molecular function: G protein-coupled receptor activity. The record is from RefSeq and is a predicted model, not a curated record. NCBI's taxonomy places the organism in Eukaryota, Metazoa, Cnidaria, Anthozoa, Scleractinia, Pocilloporidae.
GUUCCUGUCUGGAAUUCGAAAUGUCGCUUACAGCAAUCGUACUUUGAACAGUUGAUUCAGCUGAUUUCAGCACACAUUAUGCAAGUAUGAGACUCAUUGGUGAUAUUCUAUGCUUUUUUCGCCGUCUUCGUCUUUCAAAAAGACUAUUCUGUUGGUAAGUCUUCCUGCAGAAGAAGAAAACAACAAGGAGUCAUCACUCAGAUUCAAGGCAAAAAGCUCGCCUUAUGUUUCUGAAUCGAUAACUACAUUGAAGCAUGAACUCGACUCUAUCUGCUGCAGAUCUGGGCUUCGCCAUUUCUUUCUCUGCGGUUGUCUUAGUAAAUCUCCUUGGAAACGGAUUAGUCUGCCUUGUUGUCUUCCGAUUCCGUGGGAUGCGAGCACCGGUCAAUUACCUUCUCGUCAACUUAGCUGUUUCAGAUAUGAUGAUAGCGCUAUUCAUCAUUCCAGAUUACGUGGUAAAUUGGGCUUUUCGACACCCUCAUGGUAACACAGGUGACUAUCUCUGUAUAUGGCUAACUGGCGGUAACUUGAUUUGGGUUGGAAUGGCAGCAUCCACUUCUUCAUUGGUCGUGUUGUCCUUUGAGCGCUAUUUUGCGGUUAUCUACCCCCUCGACAAACGCUGGCGCCCUACUAAUCAACGAUUGGCAGUUUCAAUUCUCACUGGCUGGCUCUAUGCAAUUAUUUUCAACUUGCCUUUGUUUUUCGUGGUGAGGCAUAGCGAUGAAAAAAUACAUUGCCCUGAACUCUGGUCAAAUCACGAAAAAUUGCGGGAAGCGUACACACUUGGGUGUCUGUUCGGGUUUGGUUUAAUUCCGAUGGCAAUUAUUGGAUUUGUUUACUUUAGGAUUCUACGUAAGCUCUGGAAAGGACGACGUGUCCGUGCUACUUUAAUCUCGGACCAGGUGCGAAUCCGAGCUAUUCGGAAAGUGACCAAAAUGGCCAUAGUCGUAACUAUAGUGUAUGGAGUCUGUCGGUUGCCAAAUUUGGUGCUAUACGUGUUGCAACCGUUUGAGUCGAUUUACGAUUAUGAUUCGCCGUCAUACAUCAGCACAGUACUGCUUGUGGGCCUCAACUCAGCCAUGAAUCCAUUUAUUUACGCCCUUCAUAGUGCACACUUCCGCCAUCACAUCAAGUUGGCUCUUCGUUGCAGUCAAUUCCAGCCAGCAGACUAUGUUCCAGUCCCACCGUAGAACUGUGAGGAAACCUUCUAAGGUCUUCAGUUCAGUUGGUUAGUGGAAGUCUGUUAACCACAACUCAGUGACUGACUGUCAAUAUUGGAGAAAUAGCCAGUAGCGAAUGAACACUGCACAAGUACGGAAAAAUUUUCGAGCGUCUUAUUUGUGAACCACCAUGAAACAAAGAUAACUUACUGUUUUUAUUCAGUUCUGUAUUAAUUAUUUUUUUCUUUUGUGUCAUUAAAAAGGUGUUAGAUGUUGUAUGAAAGA